This is a messenger RNA of Syngnathus typhle (broad-nosed pipefish), 2193 nucleotides long. RefSeq names its product mitochondrial glycine transporter A-like. The transcript has 7 exons. Gene Ontology annotation, biological process: glycine import into mitochondrion. Gene Ontology annotation, cellular component: mitochondrion; mitochondrial inner membrane. NCBI's taxonomy places the organism in Eukaryota, Metazoa, Chordata, Actinopteri, Syngnathiformes, Syngnathidae. Gene Ontology annotation, molecular function: glycine transmembrane transporter activity. The coding region runs from base 348 to 1262 and encodes 304 amino acids. The record is from RefSeq and is a predicted model, not a curated record.
ACAGUAAUAUAAUACACGAUUUUAACACUUUGUUUAAUCCUAAUAUCCAUUCCGUUUAUGAGUGACGUAAUAUGUAAUGUUCAGGAUCAUGAAGCUCUUUUUACUUAGUAGUUGGAUAAUUAGUAUUUUCAUUUUUUUCCCUGCGUAUUGUAAUUAUUUCCCUUUAAUGUAUUGCCAGUGUAAAAUCCCCCCAAAAAGCGGAAGAAGGAACAAGAUCCUAAUUUGUGAUCUUGUUAAUGAGUAACUGUGUGAUAAGUCAGUUGCUCACAAACCAACGACGCAUCGUUGGUCUUGUGAUUUGUGUCGAAUUGUGAGUGCACCCUUGCACAGAGCCUGAUCAUUGUUACAUGCAUCUGCGGGGUGAAGGUGCAAGAAAACUGGAUACCGUUGAGUCAACCCGAACUAUGGAACUGUCACUGGCUCACCCAGCUGUCAAAGCCUUCAUGUGUGGGGCUCUGAGCGGAACCUGCUCCACGCUACUUUUCCAGCCCCUCGACUUGGUCAAGACACGUCUGCAAACCUUGCAGAACAGCGUGGAGCCUGGUUCUGGUCGUUUAGGGAUGAUGAGGAUGAUCCUGAAUGUAGUGCGGACAGAGAGGCUGCCGGGACUGUGGAAAGGAGUUUCACCGUCGUUAAUGAGGACCAUCCCUGGUGUGGGGCUCUACUUCAGCACUUACGGCUCCUUAAAGCAACACUUCUUCCAGGACAAAAACCCCACGGCCUUGGGAGCAGUUCUGCUGGGAGGCGGGGCCAGGGCGGUGGCUGGGGUCCUCAUGUCGCCUGUGACCGUCAUCAAGACUCGAUAUGAAUGCGGCAGGUUCCGUUACGAGAGCGUCACCGGGGCUUUGCGCAGUGUGUGUCGGACUGAAGGUCCUGCGGCGCUCUACUCUGGCCUGAUGGCCACUAUGCUCCGAGACGUUCCUUUCUCUGGAAUCUACGUUAUGUUCUACAGCCAGAUGAAGAGCAAUUUGCCAAACGAGAUCAGCGUGUCUGCUUUUGCCCCCCUGGCUAACUUCAGCUGCGGGAUCCUGGCGGGGGUGUCUGCGUCGCUCGUCACUCAACCUGCCGAUGUGGUCAAAACACUCGUCCAAGUGAACCCCCAGUUGAGCACGAUCGACGCGGUUAGAUUCAUUUAUGUGGAACAUGGACUUGAAGGCUUCCUAAGAGGGGCGUUGCCACGCUGUCUUCGGAGGACGAUGAUGGCCGCCAUGGCGUGGACCGUGUAUGAGCAAAUGAUGGCAUAUCUCGGACUGAAAACAUGAAAAGGAAAGGUCGAGGUCAAGUUGGUAGACGUCAAAGAAGAGAUGCAGUUGCUCAUAAUGUGUCACAAGUGUAUCUUGUUGCCCUCAACGAUGGCGUUGCACUUUACACAAGAGCUCGUAAAAGGUGGACACUCAGGAACGUGUUCAUCGGGGAUUAUGGCUGAAGUUGGUUGAACAAAUACUAAUCUAAUGAGUAUUUUUGGUUGCGCUUUCAGGUCGAUCACAUUUUAGAAAUUGCUCAGUGAGCAUCUUAUUUGUAUUUUGUCAGCGCUGUAGUCUAGACCAGUGGCUCAAGAAGACUAACCGCCUAUGUUGAAAGAAAAAAAAUAUUUUAAUGCUUUGUUUUUUUUGCUUACUAUGACACUUUGUAAUACCUCAUCACAGUAUUUAUAGUAUUUUUAUAAUACAAAUCUUCAAAGUUGAUAGUGACGUGUGCUUCUUAACCUGCUCUUAAAUGCUGUAAAUGAUUAAACUGAAGGCGUCUACUUAACAUCAAGACCUGAAGCAUGACCUAUGCUGCUGUGCAGAUACGGCAGUUAUGUCAUAGGGGCAUGGACCAUGGUGGCAUAAUACAUUUGGUCUUAACCUUGGCUGAUAAAGAAAAUAUGAAUGAAAUGUGAAUUUUUAUGUACUUCCUAAGAAAGAGGUUUUGCAUUAAACCCCACAUUUAAUGGAGCAUAUUUCACAUGAUGUCUUAAUUCAUGACAUAAAUGGCUGAUGGUGUACUGUAGGGAGAGGCUAAUUAUUGAGCAUCAUAAAAAUCUAAAACCUCAUUGAUAAGCAGGGCAGGGCAGUCGUCUUGAUAGUCCUGUAUGGCCUGAUCAGCACUCAUUUAUUCAUCAGUAUAUUUUUGUCUGAUUAUUGAUACCGUUGAUUUUUUUUUUGAAGCGUAAACUUAAAUGCCAUGGAAUAAACUACUACCUUAAAUGUC